Molecule: messenger RNA, 2391 nt
Organism: Alosa alosa (allis shad)
Lineage: Eukaryota; Metazoa; Chordata; Actinopteri; Clupeiformes; Clupeidae
Gene: fmodb
Product: fibromodulin b
Exons: 3
Coding region: 85-1155 (356 amino acids)
Molecular function (GO): protein binding
Source: RefSeq, a predicted model, not a curated record
GGGAUAUACAGACACAGACAAGCACUCAGGACACCCUCUCCUCUGACUGCAUUGCUGAGGGUCUGAAUUGUGUCUGCAGUGACUAUGCAGUGGGCUCUGCUGCUUCUCCUGGCCUCGCUGGCCCAGCCCUGCCUGUCGUACUCCCGCAACUCCCUCUACUGGCUCUCCCACCUGCGGAGCAGGCACGGCUAUGGCUACCGGAACGGUUAUCCAGCGUCACAAUGGAACACCGAAAAUCCUGAGUCCGACUGCCCUCUAGAAUGCGACUGCCCGGGUCUGUACCCGAGGGCCAUGUACUGCCACAGCCGCAACCUCCAGCACGUCCCCUUUGUCCCCUCGCGCAUGAAGUACGUCUACUUGCACAACAACCAGAUCGCCAGCAUCAAGGAGGGCGUGUUCGACAAUGCCACAGAUCUGGUCUGGAUCAUCAUGCACAAGAACCAGCUCACUUCAGACAAGAUUGCCAAGAAAGUAUUCAGCAAACUGAAGAACCUGCAGAAGCUCUACCUGAACAGCAACAGCUUAACGGUCAUCCCAGAGGACCUCCCCACCUCCCUUGUGGACCUCCGGCUGAACAACAACAAAAUCACGAAGCUCUCGGACGACACCUUCAAGGACAUGGUGGACCUAAGCCAUUUGAAUCUUCACGGCAACGCCAUUAAGGAAGUGGGUGGUGCUUUCAAGGGUCUGGACUCCCUAACCGUGCUGGACCUGAGCCGCAACAGCCUGGAGAAAGUGCCGGCCAGCCUUCCCCAGGACCUCCAGCAGCUUUACUUGAACUUCAACCAGAUCACCAGCGUCCCCGGGAACUUCCUCUCCAACUACCCCACUCUGCGGUAUGUGAGGCUCUCGCACAACCUGCUGACCGACAAUGGGAUUCCGUCCAGCGCCUUCAACACCACUAGUCUAUUGGAACUGGACCUCUCUCACAACCGCCUGGAGAGGAUUCCCACCAUCAGCACCAAGCUGGAGAACCUCUACCUGCAGGCCAACCACAUCAAAGAGUUCUCUCUGGGCAGCUUCUGCAGGGUAGUGGACAUGGCCAAUUUCUCCCAGAUUAGAGUGCUCAGGCUGGAUGGCAAUGAGAUUAGCACCAGGGAUGUGCCUCCAGAGGCAGUGCUCUGCCUUCGCCUGGCCGUCUCCAUCGACCUCUAGCCGUCUCCAUUGACCUCUAGCCGUCUCCAUCGACCUGUAGCUGCCCGUCAGCAACACCAUCAGCCACACGCUCACUACUCAGGCCCAUCCUGGGCUUGAACAUUGGACAUUUAGUGUGGUAUUGACUGAAAUUAAUUAUCUUCAGAUUAAUUGAUAUGUCAAUGAUAUGUCUUCAUUUUCAGAUUGUUGCUUUUUGCUAUGACCAGAAACGGCCUAUUUCCAUAGGCGUUUUAUAGACGUACAAUUUAAAGGAGUUUCUGUAAAGGACUUUCUGUGUUAUGGAAACCAUAUAGAAACAAUAGUGCCGUUCUUUGUUUUUAGGAAUUCUAAAUGAGGUCACUAACAAGGAAUUCAAUGCAGUUAUAUGGGCAGAUUACAGUAUGUAGUUGCUGGCUGUAACUAAACUGUAAAAAAAAUAACUAAAAAGAGCUAUGUACUAGCUAUCUAGUCAUCACAUUCUGUUUGAGUUGAUGAUGGGUUAGGGUAAACAGAUAUACACUCACACAUGGAAGCAUGCCUAUGCCUACUGACACACACACACACACACACAGUGACAUGUAGCCAUAAUCACUGCCGUGUAAUCUGUUAUUUAUGUCUGAAGAUGGAGAGAUAUGUAAUAUUGAAAUAUGGGGUUGUAAAAUGUGCAUGCAUGUUACCUCCUGUCACAGCAGAAGCCAUUCUGUUGCAACCAUCUGUUCAUGUGUUACCUACAUGUCAAAAUGGAGGGCUCUAUGCUUUUGACAUUUCUGCUUUAACUAUAAAGUAUUUUUUAAGUAUAACCCUCUAAACACAGGUGCUCUCCUCUCCUAUACAUCAUUUUAACUGUUUAGUCAGAGUUGCAUAUUUCAUAACCAUGUUAAGAAUUCUGUCUUUGAUUUCCUGAAUGUUUGAAAACAACAUGUAUCGCAUAUGGGAGCAAAAUGCCACUGGGCUUAUUUUCAUGAGAAGUAUGUUUCAUCGUUGUCUCUGUGGGUGCCUUUCUGUGACAUUAAUCCCAUGAAUGUUAAUUAAACCUUGAUAAACACUCACAUCACAUCGGUUUUGACCUUUCAGUGACCCCUGAGAAUUUCUCUCAGUGGCAUGGCACUGUUUACGAUCAGCGAUCUGUGUCCCAGAGCAGACACCUAAAGGACCAAGAGCUGAAAUGUCAGCGGCUCCCCCCAGUCAUCUUUGUUUGGGCCUUGUUUACUUCACUUAACUAGACUCUAGUUUUGUUUAAGAAUACGGAUACAUGUA